GAUGACAUAAGCACUGUUGUUAAUGAAGAAUUACAGAAACUUCUAAAAAAAAUUACGGAUGAUAAGAAUUGGAAAAAGAAGGAAUUUGAACAAUACUGCACCGACAACAUUGGUUCUUCAUGGUCAGAGGACACCGGCGGAGAAAGAACUGCAAAGCAAAAAGCUUGUAAGCUUUUUGCUUUAGGUUUAAAACACAUUUCUGAUAUUAAAAACAAGAAAAACAACAACCAAGACCAUGAGAUACCACUUAAACAAACUAUGAUGUGCGCAGCACUUAAUCUUUAUGCUGAUCAAUUAAUAAACAAAUCAAAUGAUCAAUGUCCUCUCGAUAAACAAAAAAUGACGGAGGUAAUAGAUGCCACCUUUCUGAAGAGUGAUGCCAUUAUGAAGAAUGGAACACCUUCAUGCUCAGCUGGUAAUGGUAUUAAUUCUUGUUCUGUUUGCACAAGACAAAAAAGCACUUUUGACAGUUGCAAAAUUGGACAAGACAAUGUAAAGGACAGUAUGAACACACUCCUCCAAAACAACGACAAAACCAACACCAACACCAGCAAAAUGGAACAAACACUAGACAAAAUAAAUAGUAAAGACACUUUCUGUACUCAAGUCCAAUGUGCUAUCAGACAACACUACAACAACAAAGACAAAAACAAAAGUGGACAGGCAGGUGGAAUGACCACACCUAAUUGGAGAGACAUAAACGAAGACGCCAAAGGCGUCUUAACGACACUCCUAGAACAAAUGACGAAGGGUCAGACUGAAUCGGACGUUGACAAAUACUGCAAAAACGACGAGGAAUGGAGUAAACUUGGCCAUAAAGAAAAACAUACUAAUAAAGCAGCCUGUUUACUUUUUGCUGCAGGUUUAAAACACAUUUAUGUCCGCGGUAAGGUCCCUGCUAAGGGCCAGGUUAAUGGCUCUGUUAAGGGCCCAUCGUUUGAACAAACGAUGGGUUGUUUAUUUCUAAAAGAAUAUGCAGAACAAUUAAAAAAAAUGGCAGAAAUACAAAAAAAGUAUAAGGUACAUCCUGAUUGUAGCGUAGAUUCGGGCAUAGAACAUGCUUUUGGUAAAAGUAAAGACAUUAUGAAGAGUGUAUUACCUGAAUGUAGCAAGGGUCCUAAUAGUAUUUCUUGUUUUGAAUGCAAGUUUACGGACAACUAUAAUGAUUGCCCCAUUGGCCAAGACGAUAUAGGAAAUAAAGCUAAAUAUCUGUUCAAAGGCGAAUCGGAACAAAACCAUAUGCAACAAACUUUAGAGAAUACAGUCUGUCCCAUCCUUAUUACGGAUCUCCUUACCCCUUUUCUUCCUUUGGCUCCUGUCUCCAUUGGUCUUUCUGCUAUGGCUUAUUACCUUUGGAAGUAUUUUGGUCCUCUUGAUAAAGGAGGACCACGUUUUAGAAGAUCUCCUGCUGAAAUUCCUGGUUCAUCUGUACAGGAACAACUCCUUGAUCAUGUGGAGGAAGCUGGUCCACAUGAAUAUCGAUUGGUGAAGGAACGAAAACCUCGUUCUGCUCCAACAAGAACAAAACGUUCUGGUGGUGUGAAUCGUCGAACGAUUAUUGAAAUUCAUUUUGAAGUGUUGGACGAAUGUCAAAAAGGGGACACACAAUUGAACCAGAAGGAUUUUCUGGAACUUUUGGUUCAAGAGUUUAUGGGAAGCGAACUUAUGGAAGAAGAAGAACAGGUUCCUAAGGAAGAGGUUCCUAUGGAACUUGUUCCUAUUGAAGAGGUUCCAAUGGAGCGUGUUCCAAGUUUAGGUUCCGGGUUUAUGGUUUAG
This is a messenger RNA of Plasmodium knowlesi strain H, 1776 nucleotides long. RefSeq names its product SICAvar, type I (fragment). The transcript has 3 exons. The record is from RefSeq and is a predicted model, not a curated record. The annotation marks the transcript as partial. NCBI's taxonomy places the organism in Eukaryota, Apicomplexa, Aconoidasida, Haemosporida, Plasmodiidae.